This is a messenger RNA of Aspergillus chevalieri, 840 nucleotides long. RefSeq names its product RTA1 domain-containing protein. Bases 1 to 840 code for a protein of 279 amino acids. The record is from RefSeq and is a predicted model, not a curated record. Gene Ontology annotation, cellular component: membrane. The transcript has 2 exons. NCBI's taxonomy places the organism in Eukaryota, Fungi, Ascomycota, Eurotiomycetes, Eurotiales, Aspergillaceae.
AUGGCCGAAUUAGAGACAUACAAGGGCUACUAUCUCUGGCGCUAUGUGCCCUCGCUAGCAGCGGCCGUCAUCUUCCUCAUUCUCUUUCUACUGGCAACCCUCUUUCAUUCGUGGAAGAUAUGGAAGACACGGACCGUGUUUUGCAUCGUUUUUGCCAUUGGUGGACUAUUCGAGGUUAUAGGAUUUGGAGCACGAGCGUCCGCCCAUAGUCGCACCGGUAGCGUCUUGACAUUUUCCAUCCAGAAUGUGUUCAUCCUCCUCGGACCGACCCUCUUCGCCGCCACUGUCUAUAUGACAUUAGGACGUAUCAUUCGCAGCGUCCGUGCAGAGCAAUACUCGAUGGUGAGAGUAGAUUGGUUGACCAAGAUCUUUGUGACGGGGGAUGUCUUGUCAUUCCUACUUCAAGGAACCGGAGCGGGCAUAAUGGCCACGGGAAGCAAUGCAUCACUUGGUCAAGACAUUACCAUGGUCGGUCUAGUGGUACAAGUGGUAACUUUCACCCUAUUCAUCAGCACCGCGAUAAUCUUCCAAGUCCGGAUGCACCGUUACCCAACUCGUCAGGCUUUUGACAUCGAUCUUCGGUGGAAGAAACACCUCUAUACGCUCUAUGCGGUCAGUUCGUUGAUUCUGGUUCGGUCUAUUUUCCGAGUAGUAGAGUAUGCGAUGGGUCAGGAUGGGUAUCCGCUCACUCAUGAAUGGACUCUGUAUAUCUUUGAUGCGGUUUUGAUGUUUGGUGCUAUGGUGAUUCACGGCGUGUUCUUCCCGAGUGAGUUGCGAGUCGAACGUCCGAAGAGCGUCGAGAGUGGUGGUAUGGCAUUGGACGGCGCAGAGGGUGUUUAA